Messenger RNA from Podarcis lilfordi (Lilford's wall lizard), 1074 nucleotides. The record is from the annotation of a GenBank genome assembly. Lineage: Eukaryota; Metazoa; Chordata; Lepidosauria; Squamata; Lacertidae.
AUGUUCCUUCAGCCAGCCUGCCCUCUUAUUCUUUUUGUACUUCUUUGGCUUCCUGUCCCUCUCUACAUUCUUGUACUUGUCUGAAAAAAUACCGUAUCAGCAGUGGAGGAUCAGCUUCAAGAAUGCACGCAAUUUCCCAAGGAUGGGAGCUCCUGUUUCCAAAACGGCCACCACCACUUCUUCUCAGUCAUACUAUAACACCACUUCUUCCAGGUCAUCCUCUAAGACAAUGGAUAGUGGUAUGUGGACAGUGAACUCCAUUGGCCGUUUGGGAAACCAGAUGGGGGAAUAUGCCACCCUCUAUGCCUUAGCCAAGAUGAAUGGACAUCAAGCCUACAUCUAUCCUGCCAUGCACCAGUACCUCUCACCAAUAUUCCGGAUCACUUUGCCUGUGAUCAAUGCUGAAGUGGCUAAAAAGAUCCACUGGAAGGACUUUGUUCUGCAUGACUGGAUGUCAGAGAGUUAUAAACACAUCAAAGGCAAGUACGUCCGGCUGACGGGCUACCCAUGUUCUUACACCUUUUAUCACCAUAUCCGCCAAGAGAUACUUCAGCAGUUCUCCUUCCAUGACCACAUCAAGGAAGAAGCCAAUCAAUAUCUUCAGGAGCUACGGGGGCAGCGCCAGGAGGUGACAUAUGUUGGAGUACAUGUCCGCAGAGGGGAUUAUGUCCAUUUGAUGCCCAAGAUCUGGAAAGGUGUAGUGGCUGACAGAGGCUAUUUGGAGAAAGCCAUGAACUAUUUCAGAGAGAAGUACCCCAAUCCCAUCUUUGUGGUGACCAGCAAUGGGAUGGAGUGGUGCAAGGAAAACAUCAAUGCCUCCAGGGGGGAUGUUUAUUUUUCUGGGGAUGGGCGCGAGUCCUCUCCAGAGAGGGAUUUUGCUCUCCUUGCUCAUUGCAACCACACAAUAAUGACGAUUGGCACUUUUGGCGUCUGGGCCGGCUACCUGGCUGGUGGGGAGACCGUCUACUUGGCCAACUACACCCUCCCAGACUCUCCCUUCCUUAAGGUCUUCAAGCCCUCGGCAGCCUUUUUGCCUGAAUGGAUUGGGAUUCCAGCGGACCUUUCCCCUUUGCU